Molecule: messenger RNA, 1263 nt
Organism: Periophthalmus magnuspinnatus
Lineage: Eukaryota; Metazoa; Chordata; Actinopteri; Gobiiformes; Gobiidae
Gene: foxd7
Product: forkhead box D7
Exons: 1
Coding region: 263-1105 (280 amino acids)
Biological process (GO): cell differentiation; regulation of transcription by RNA polymerase II; anatomical structure morphogenesis
Molecular function (GO): DNA-binding transcription factor activity, RNA polymerase II-specific; RNA polymerase II cis-regulatory region sequence-specific DNA binding
Source: RefSeq, a predicted model, not a curated record
UUUUCCGAGGACGCACCUUCUCCUCUACGCGCACAGACCUCACAAUCGAGUUCAUGCAGGACCAGGACUAACGAUUUUUAAACGUAACGAUAGCACACAGAUGAAGCUUACGUGGCAACUCGAGAGUUAACGAAUCUUGCUUAACAGUUUGGUGAUGGUGAAACGUUGUGCGUAAAAGUGGUCGGUGGCUGUAGUCUUGACCCACCUGCCGCAGGUGUCACUGCUGGUCCCAAUCUCUCGACUAUGUGCCUGGUCUGGAGUCAUGGAGGACGCACUGAUCGAUGUUGUGGGAGAAGGAGUGAAGGAGCCCACGGAGGACGGGCCUCAGGACCAGUCCAGCCCAGAGGUUCCCGGUGACUGCUCCGCUCCCGUGUGUCCGACACCCAAAGCCAAAGGACCUACGUCCGUCAAGCCACCAUAUUCAUAUAUAGCGCUGAUCACUAUGGCUAUUCUUCAAAGUCCAAAGAAGAGACUGACUCUGAGUGAAAUCUGCGACUUUAUCAGCCACCGCUUUGCUUACUAUCGUGAGAAAUUUCCCGCGUGGCAGAACUCCAUCAGACACAACUUGUCGCUCAACGACUGCUUCGUGAAGAUGCCACGGGAGCCUGGGAACCCUGGGAAAGGCAACUAUUGGACUUUGGACCCAAACUCUGCGGACAUGUUCGAGAACGGCAGCUUCUUGCGCAGACGUAAACGUUUCAAGCGACAACAUUUCCGGUUCGAGGCGCUCAAGGAGCAGCAUCUGGAACCCAGUGUGCUGCCGGGCUUUACGCACGGAGCUUACGGACUUGGAACAGGGGCUGUGCCGCUGCCCGGACUGGAACUGUACCCGUAUUUCCAGCACGCACCAUCUCCGUGUGCCGCAUCCAUCCCGCCCGUCAGCAGUCUACUACCGGCGCUGUCCAGCUUCUUCUCCCGAGGCGCGCUCUCAGCUAAGGCUCUGUUGCACGCGCAGCCUGUGGCACGGUGCACAGCAUACUCCACUCCACUGGGGCCAGGGUACGGUCCCCCGCUCUUUCCACCCGCGGCUCCUCAACUUCUGUCGGUGCAGGAAUACCACAAGAUCCAGGAAGAGCGCACUGUGGCUGCUCUGCCAAAACAGUGAUUCCGCGCGCACUGACUAUUCUCAGGUAACGGACUUUAUCUGGACCGUGACCCUAUCGUUAAAGACUGAAGAACGCUGUACAUAAAGACCCUUCUUACUCUGCUACAUUCUUCAUCUGACAUAGUCUAACUCUUUUAUUAAAAUAUUUAAAUAACGUU